AUGCGCUCCGUUGUCGCAACUGCCGUGUUCCUCGCCACGGCCAGCGCCUGGACUCCUCAGUCCAGGUAUAAGGCCAGCGGCAAAGACGCCAAGGGCCUGACGUGGCUGCCCGGCAACGACAAGUUCCGGGGCGUCAACCUCGGGUCGCAGUUCAUCAUCGAGCCGUGGAUGGCGGCCGACGAGUUCUCGAGCAUGGGGUGCGGUGGGCUCAACGACGAGUGGUCAUGCGUCGAGAAGCUCGGCCAGGACGCCGCCGACGCCGCGUUCAAGAAGCACUGGGACUCGUGGACCACGCAGGACGACGUCAAGCAGAUGGCGUCCCUCAAGCUCAACACGGUGCGCAUCCCCGUGGGGUUCUGGCUCAGGGAGGACCUCGUCCAGGACGGAGAGCACUUCCCCCGCGGCGGGAUCGAGUACCUCGACCGCCUCGUCGGAUGGUGCAAGGACGCUGGGCUGUAUGUCAUUAUGGAUCUGCACGGCGGUCCGGGGGCCCAGUUUCCGAACCAGCAGUAUACCGGCCAUGGCGUGAGCCAGCCUGGCUUCUACAACAAUGACAACUAUGAGCGCGCGGCCAAGUUCCUCGAGUGGAUGGCCGAGCGCAUCCACACCAACGCCGCGUACAGCACCGUCGGCAUGCUCGAAGUGAUGAACGAGCCCGUCCACUCGGGUGACUACCCCAACGAAGCCGCCGACAUGGUCAAGACGUUCUACCCCCUGGCGUGGAACCGCAUCCGCGACACGGAGAGCCGCCUGGGCGUCGCGGACGCCGACCGACUGCACAUCCAAUUCAUGAGCAAAGCCUGGGGCUCCGGCGACCCGUCCAGCGCGCUGCCCAGCACCGACGACGCCGCCUUCGACGACCACCGCUACUACAAGUGGGACGGGUCGGUGGCAAAGACCAAGGACGGGUACAUCGGGGCCGCGUGCGGCGACCGGCGCGAGGACGGCGUCAUCGUCGGCGAGUGGUCCAUCUCCGUCGCCGACGACGUCGAGUCCAACGACGAGUUCGGCAUCCGCGGCCGCCCCGAGCAGGCCGCCUGGUACAAGGGCUUCUGGGCCGCGCAGGUCCAGGCCUUUGAGAAGUCGGCCGGCUGGGUGUUUUGGACGUGGAAGUGCAACUGGAUCAACGGCUUCGACGAGUGGCGCUGGUGCUACAAGUCGGCUGUCGCGGCGGGCGCCAUCCCCGACGAUGCGGGUAGUGCUGCCAGUAUCAGCCCUUGCUGA
Messenger RNA from Purpureocillium lilacinum, 1224 nucleotides. RefSeq lists its product as uncharacterized. Gene Ontology annotation, molecular function: beta-glucosidase activity. Gene Ontology annotation, biological process: glucan catabolic process. The record is from RefSeq and is a predicted model, not a curated record. Gene Ontology annotation, cellular component: extracellular region; cell surface. Lineage: Eukaryota; Fungi; Ascomycota; Sordariomycetes; Hypocreales; Ophiocordycipitaceae.